Messenger RNA from Camellia sinensis, 2203 nucleotides. Its product is annotated as tRNA-dihydrouridine(47) synthase [NAD(P)(+)]-like. Lineage: Eukaryota; Viridiplantae; Streptophyta; Magnoliopsida; Ericales; Theaceae. The record is from RefSeq and is a predicted model, not a curated record. Gene Ontology annotation, molecular function: tRNA dihydrouridine synthase activity; RNA binding; metal ion binding. Gene Ontology annotation, biological process: tRNA processing.
GGGAGUUUCUUUGUCCUCCGCCUACUAGAACUUGCAGUGAUGAUGCCGAUGAUGUUGAUUCUAAGACUAAGAAGUCUGCUCUUUCUUCAAGCUUUUUGAAGGAGAAGAAGUCUAAAAGGCAACUCAAGAGAGAGCGCCAACAGGAAAAGAAAUCUGCGCUACAUCUCUGUCCUGUCGUAGCAAGAAGUGGAGAUGUUAGUUCAUGUCGUUACAAUGAUAAAUGCCACUUUAGCCAUGAUGUGGAAGCCUUUAAGGCUGAGAAACCAGAUGAUCUAGAGGGAGAGUGCCCUUUCUUGAGUGCUGAAGGGCCGUGCCCUUAUGGUUUGGCUUGUAGAUUUUCAGGUACACAUAAAGAUGGUUUUUCUGGUGAAGCAUUGGAUGGUCGGAAAAAAAACUCUGAAAUGAAUGGAUUGAGCAAAGAUGUCCAGAAGCUUCUGUGGAAAAAUAAAAUGAAGUUUCCCAAGGCAGAUGCUCAACUGAAACUUCUGGGGCAUAUGAAUUCAAAAAACAAAAAGUUGUCAGACAAGGAGGAUGAUAAUCAAACUACUUCAAAUGGAUCUCCUGCUACUGGCGAGAAUGGUUGUCUUGAAGUGGCCGGUGACUCAAAUAAUCAAAUGGAUCAGCAACUGGCAGAGGAAGAUGCUUCUGACGAUCACCCAUUUGCUUCUGAUGAACUUAGACCACUGAAGAAAGUGAAAUCUUCAGUUGAUGAAAUUGAUUGUCCUAAUGAAAUAAAUAAUGGUGUCAGUGUCCUGGAGAAAGAUCUUGAGAAAAGCAGUUCUCAUAUGGAAUCAGGAACUACUACCAACUAUAUUUCCAUAGAAACCGAUAAAAGCCUAAAAUUACAUCCACGUGAGAAGAAACUUAUUGAUUUCAGCGAAAAGCUCUAUCUUGCACCCCUGACCACAGUUGGGAAUCUUCCUUUCCGAAGGGUUUGCAAGGUGUUAGGAGCAGAUGUUACAUGUGGGGAGAUGGCGAUGUGCACAAAUCUCUUGCAGGGUCAAGCUUCAGAAUGGGCGCUGCUGAGACGUCAUUCAUCUGAAGAAUUGUUUGGGGUUCAGAUAUGUGGGGCAUAUCCUGACACAGUUGCACGGAUUGUUGAACUUAUAGAUCAGGAAUGUACAGUGGACUUCAUCGAUAUCAAUAUGGGGUGCCCAAUUGAUAUUGUUGUUAACAAAGGUGCUGGAUCAGCUCUUCUUACAAAACCAACGCGUAUGAAAAGCAUUCUACAAGCAGCUUCUGGUACAAUUGAUAGACCUAUUACUGUCAAGGUACGAACAGGUUAUUUGGAGGGAAAAAACCGCAUUGAUUUGUUAAUUGAAGAUAUUGGAAAAUGGGGAGCCAAUGCGGUAACGAUACAUGGGCGAUCACGUCAGCAACGCUAUAGCAAGCUUGCUGAUUGGGAAUACAUUUACCAGUGUGCAAGAAAGGCUCCCGAUGCUUUGCAAGUCCUGGGGAAUGGUGAUGUCUUUACAUAUUUAGACUGGAACAGACACAAGUCUGAUUGCCCUGACCUUUCUACAUGCAUGAUUGCUCGUGGAGCAUUAAUUAAGCCUUGGAUAUUUACUGAAAUCAAGGAGCAGAGGCACUGGGACAUAAGUUCUGGGGAACGUUUAAAUAUUUUGAAGGAGUACGUUCGCUUUGGACUAGAUCAUUGGGGUUCUGAUGCUAAAGGAGUGGAGACAAUUAGGCACUUCUUGCUGGAAUGGCUUAGUUACACAUGCAGAUAUAUCCCUGUUGGUCUUUUGGAUGUUAUCCCACAACGACUGAACUGGCGUCCUCCGUCGUACUUUGGUCGUGAUGACCUUGAGACGCUAAUGGCAUCUGAUUCUGCGGCUGACUGGAUUAGGAUCUCUGAGAUGUUACUUGGCAAGGUUCCUGAUGGCUUUACAUUUUACACCAAAGCAUAAAUCAAAUGCUUAUGACAGAGCAGAAAAUGGGUGAUUUGGAACCGGAAAAGGUGGUGGUGCUCUCAGCUCACUCUAUACAGUAAUAUUUACGUGGAUUCUGAUACUGGAAUACUGGAACAGGUUUGGGACAUGCUGCCCGAUAAUGCCCGUAUUGUAAUGCAAAUUAUAAUUUGAAUUGAUGAUGUUUUGUUGAUGCACUCCAAAUUUUGAAACCCAGUAUUAUUUUGAUCAUAAAGAUGCUAUUCAUAGAAAAUGAAAGCAAAUAAUAGAGUGAAGCAAAUUUAUGGAAUAAA